This is a messenger RNA of Medioppia subpectinata, 1215 nucleotides long. The record is from the annotation of a GenBank genome assembly. Lineage: Eukaryota; Metazoa; Arthropoda; Arachnida; Sarcoptiformes; Oppiidae.
GUUAUUCUUCAGCCAACCCCACAGUCGAGCGCUUCUGCACCUGCUGUCACUACCCCUUCAUCGGGUGUCAGUCCAUCAGCACAACCGGCCGUCACUACCGCUCCAGUGGUGACCACUCCCUCUACAGGAGGCUCUGGUCUCCUUCCCCCUCAGUCACCGAUGGGUGUCAUCACAACACCGGCAAAACCAGGUCUCCAGCCCUCAAACGGACCUUUGAAUUCAAGCACCGCAUCGGUUAAUAAUGGCUAUGACUUGUGCGCUCUGGCGUCCAAAGGAUUACUCUAUAACGCAAAGCGGGCUUUCAUUAUAGGAGAGACACUGUAUUUCGGAAACGGAACCCAUUUUUAUAGGGCUAUUAUGACUGGCAAUCAAUGGGUGUAUUUUGACGCCGAAGAUAUUCAUAACAUAUUCGCUGAUUCCAAUCACUUCACGGAGAUUAUAAGUGCCGUGUUUUUCGGUUCACAACAACAGUGCACUCAAACUCAGGCCAACUGUGCGAUUAUGACCAACGCUUUCGACAAGACUUUGGUAAUCGGCAGCACUGGUCCUAACGUUUUUGCCUACAAAGCCUACUACACAAAAGACAUCGGCGUUGGCGGACAUGAAUUACUGCCCAUACAUCCGGUGACUGACGCAAAACACAUGCCGUGGGGUUUGCCGGCGAGUGAUCCGCUGACCGACCCAUUCUGGCCACAGGAUAAAGGCCUCAUUGUUAAGUGUUUAGUUUAUGACACCAUCAAACAGAGCCUUUAUAUCAGUGUAUUUCAUGAACUCAGUGGUCAACAACAUGGUAAUAAUACAACUGAGAUAAAAGUGUAUAUCCGACAAAUCGAUGGCCAGUUAGCGGGCAAUUACAGACAAAUGGAGGCCACGUCUAACUUCACGGCAAUGGUGUACAGAAACGGCCAAACAUUUGGUAUUCGUGAAAACAUUCAGGGUAGUUGGUAUUAUCUGGACUUUACCGAUCCCACCAAGUCCAAUUUGGUGAUACAUAGUCAAGAGAGACAAGUAAAAGAGUUUCUCAAUUGUCAAAAAACAUCACCCCUUUUGGAUCAAGUGUCUCCUUCUUCUGCGCCCAACACAAGUGUCAGUAGUGGUGAUCAGAGCAGCGCAUUGUCUCCUAUAGGGGAUCAAACUACGAGCGGUGACAUCGGAAUUGGAUCCACUCAUAAAAACGGCACCACUUCGGCCGCACCUGAAAAGUCCAGUAAAACC